Molecule: messenger RNA, 9495 nt
Organism: Ornithodoros turicata
Lineage: Eukaryota; Metazoa; Arthropoda; Arachnida; Ixodida; Argasidae
Gene: pico
Product: ras-associated and pleckstrin homology domains-containing protein 1-like
Exons: 15
Coding region: 309-3674 (1121 amino acids)
Biological process (GO): signal transduction
Source: RefSeq, a predicted model, not a curated record
AAACAACCCACGCUGACUGAAGCCGCCCAGCCGAGAGGCGCGCAUCGGCGACAUCGUCAACUUGUUAUCGGGGCUGUCGUUGGGAACGUUUACUCGAAGGAGGGAAACAUCCAGUGGGAGCUGCCGGAACAUAUCUUCACCUGGCCUUGACAGCGCCCCAUGGCUUCGGGCAAGGACGGCGCCCCAAGAUGGAAUUCCGCUUCCAAACGAGCAUGCGAUUUCAGGUACCUGAUGGGAUGAUGGCAGCUGUUGUGUAUUGACGGAUGUCUCCCGCUCGCACGAAGCUCUCCGCCGCGUAGAGCGACAACAUGCCUCGAGUUCCCAGCGCCGAAAUCGGCUCUCAUGCCAAGACCGUCGCGUGGGUGAGUGACUCGUCCCGCAGCGGCGGACUCGAGGACGCAGCCUACAGUUCGACGAGUGAGGCGGAACCGGACAGCGAUCACGAGCCCGAACUGCCCCAAGAAGAGGUUGACCCGCAGAAACUUCUCGGUGCGUGGCUGGGAGAACUAGACAGCAUACAAGUGGGUCUGGAUAACACCGUUCUGGCAAAGCAUUCCCCUGCUGUGCCUGACAAGGUGCUGGCCUCUACACCUCGACUCGAUGGCUACCGGUUCUCCAUGGUCAACUUGGAAGAGAGCCAAGAUGUAGAGCUGGAUGCAAUUCUGGGCGAGCUGUGCGCUCUUGAGACGCAGUUCGAAAGAGAGAUCAACCAAAAGGGUCACUCGCGAUGCUACACUGGCCAAGACCCAAAUGCGGCUGCCGGUACGGCGCUCCAUCUGGUGCCUCCCACACCAACUUCGUCCAUGCCACCAGCGGGGACAGGCGUCGUGCCCCUGGGGGGCAUGGUGUCUUCCGCCUUCAGCACUGGUUCCACAAGCCAGAGGUCGUCGGGUCAUAGUCGCUCCAGUUCUGGCGGAGGUGGAAGCACUGGCAGCUCCAGACCAAGGUUUGAACUGGGCCCAUUUCACGACAGUAGCGUCAACACUGCCGCACGUACCGAGAGUCCAGACAAUGACUCUGCGUUCUCGGACAACGUCUCCAUGUUGUCUUCGGAGUCAUCCGCGUCUUCCGGCGGAGGCGGCGUGGGACGAUCCUCGCACGCUGAUCCGCGAAGUGUAGCGUCCAAGGUGAAUGGAGACCACGGAGGAGUUGCACUUGCUUCAUCUCCAACUCAGCUGCUAGAGGCCAUCACUGCAAAACUGAAAGCAAUUCACUCGGAUAUAGAGAUGGACAGGCCACCCCUCGCUGAGCAGGCGGCACGGAUCAAGGCAGAAAAGAUUAAGAUAGCUUUGGAAAAAAUCAAGGAAGCCAGCGUUCAGAAGCUUUUCAUCAAGGCGUUCAGCGUGGACAACAGUGCCAAGAGCCUCCUCGUGGAUGAACGGAUGACAAUAGCAAACGUCGCACGUCUGCUGGCAGACAAGAACCACGUCCCCAUGGAUCCCAAGUGGGUUAUUGUCGAACGCAUUCCACAGCUCUACAUGGAACGAAUCUACGAAGACCAUGAAAAUCUGGUUGAGAACUUACUUCUGUGGACCAGAGACUCGAGCAAUAGGAUUAUGUUUCUAGAAAGGGAGGAAAAAUACGAUCUGUUUGUCAACCCAGAAAAUUACCUUCUUGGUGGGUCAUCGUCCGAGAAAAGCACGGAGCUUGAUGACGACUCUAAGAUGUCAUUGAUUGACGAGUUCUUUGCAAGUUCAGGAUCAGCAGUACCGGAGGUGGAAGGUGUACUGUAUCUCAAAAGUGACGGCAAAAAGGCAUGGAAGAAGCAUUUCUUCGUCCUCCGUGCGUCCGGUCUCUACUACUGCCCCAAGGGGAAAUCCAAGCUCUCGAAGGACCUGGUCUGUCUGACUACAUUUGAGAUGAACAACAUCUAUGUCGGAAUAGGCUGGAAAAAAAAGUACAAAGCCCCAACGGAUUUCGGAUUUGCGAUUAAGCAUCCCCAGAUCCAGACAAAGUCUUCAAAGUACAUCAAGUAUCUUUGUGCUGAAGAUGACAAGACACUUAACAGAUGGGUCACCGGCUGUCGGCUGGCUAAGUAUGGAAAAAUAAUCAAAGAAAAUUAUGACAACCUGAUGCGUGACAUCGUUGAGGAGGACCUGGAGACACUGGCUCAUGCCCGCAGCUUCUCCAUCAGUUCAAUGGCCAAGACCUUGGCUGCCAUCAGCCCGGACAACAGCUCAGGCGGGAGUGCACCCCAGAGUCCAUCGCAGCUGUUGCCCGGUGGAAGAACAGAACGGCGUGGGAGUCAGGACUCUGACACUGCUCCGACCAUAACGGCCUCGGACCUUGCCUCCCCCGUGGACAAGAACGCCACGCUGCGCCGCAAAGAAUCCGUGCGUUCCACCAGCAGCGGGUUCCCUUCGGAGCGGUCGGAUUGCUCAACGCCGACGGCGGUGGACCAGAUGGCAUUCUUCGACGCCGAGGUGGGCACCAUCAAGCGCAAGCCUUCAAUGACUCCAAAGAUCCCUCUGACAAACACGACGCGGACCCUCGCCAAACAAUCUGCUGGUUUAUCUGAGGACUCUGAAGGAGGUUACGAGGUCACCGGAGCCACGUUCGUUGUGGGCAGCUUGGGACGUGUGUCCGGAACGCGGAUGAGUCUGCGGAGGUCGCAUACGGACGAAAAGAUUUCGGUGGGAACACUACCGCGGAUGAGACAAGCCAGUCUGCCCUGCACCGCAGACAUAAGCCUAGUGGCACGGAGAGCUAAAGACGAUGCUGCCGAUACGUCUUCAGCAUCACAACCACCACCACCACCACCGUCGUCGUCUCUACAGUGGCAACCUCUAGGACCGUCCCCAAGCAUAGACAGUAUUACAGAGUCGUUGCCACCUCCACCACCCGACCUCUCUGGGAGUACCUUAAGCCUGGAUUCCUUCCCUCCUCCUCCUCCGCCCCUCGAGUUGGGGGAUGUAACCAGCUGGCCAAGCACGUCCAGCCUCAACUCCCUUCCCCCUCCACCGUCACCUCUCAUCACCCCAACCAACAGUCCCACCAUACGGUCGCCCGUGUCAUCUCCAAGAAGUGGGCAGUCGACGCCGACAAACAGUCCCCUGCGAACUAGCCCGCCGGCAGUGCUGCCGAAGCCGCAAGUGCUGAGGAGCCCAACUCACCAAGCUGGCACGUUGAGGAGGCCGUCGGAGCCCCUGGCCACGAUCUACGCCGAUCCCAACGAUAUAAGCGGCGGCUACGAGACGCUCAAGAGGAACAGACGGCGCGGGACGGAGCCCUCUCAUCCUGUUUAUGCUCAGGCGAUUGCACCCCCUGCCCCGCCACCGCCCCCACCACCUCCCCCUCCUCCUCCACCUCCUCCUCCACCGCCACUGGUAAGGCAGAAGCCGCCUCCACCAAAACGAAGUGAUAGUACAAGGCUGUCCUCACCAGCACGAAGAUCCUUCUCGUCCCCAGCGGGUCCGGGGCAGAUCUCGUGUCCGCCCGACGUGUUCUUGAAGGACUUGCACAGGGUGAUGGAGAAAAAGUGGAAGGUAGCCCAGCAGUUGUCGACGGAGCCGCUGUCGACGCCUCACGAGAUCCUCGGGUUCAGGGACCCCCGAUGUCUUCCCCCGCCGGCGGAGGCGGCGGACGACCACGGAAGCCUGCAGAGGAAAAAAAUGCCGCCCCCUCCACCUCCGAAGCGAAGUGAUGCGACGCAGUUGUCCAGGUGGCAGUGCUGACGUUUUUGCAGCUGUUUGUUUUGUCUCUUCUGGUCACAUGCAAAGCAAAGGGCACAUGCGUACAUGUGCUCUGCUUUGCCAUGCAAUAUUAGCUUCGAGUCUCGGUCUUCUCGGAGUGUGAAGUUCUGUGACUCUUCAUUCGCCUGUGAGAAGCGGGCGUGACGGAAAAGCAAGGACGUCCCGCACUUCCUAGGUUCAAAGUUCCACGACCUUCUGCCAUGCCGGUGACGGUGGUGGCAAAAGCGGAACACCUGGUGUCCUCUUCUUCGCAUGCACAUGAGAAUGUUUGAACUCAAGUUUGAGUCCCGCGCCUUGUGGCCCUGUCGUCGAUUUAAAACAGGCGUAUGCUUUUUGUGUGUACACAGAUACCGAUGUGAAAAAAGUGUCUUUCUUUUGUUGUGCCAAAUGUUUGAAAGCCUGGAUUUAUUUAAUUAGUCAGACUGGUGUUAUUUGUUAAGGUUGAUUAUGAUUUAGCGACUACGGCAUCAAACUCAUUGCGAAUGUGGCAAAAGAAGCCACGUUAAAUCUGCGCAGUUGUGAGAGGUGGCGAAUUUACCGCGCAACAUCAUUUUGUUGUUUUUAGUUGUAUCUACCAUGAGAGUCUUACAGGCCUGAUCUCUUAAUACUAUACAACUUUAGAAAAUUCCACUGUCAUCUGAGCACCCAUCUCUCGUCAGUACUAGUGUUCAGACAAACAUUUUUCAUCUCAUGUACCAUGUAAGCUUCAACCAAAGGUCUUGGAAGUUCUAGUUAUCUCUUUUUCGCAGAAUGGACCUGUAAAACCUGCUACGACUUCGUUGUGUACACUUCAGUAAGGUGAUCACAUGGCCUUGUUGUUAAAUGUGCAAAUUGGUACACAUUGAAUGCAAAAUUUAAAAUAGAAAGGUCAACAUAAACGUGAGCAUUUGUUCUUAUCUGCAUCUGAUUGUUUUUUUUUUUAUCUAUUGGUUUCACAAGUAUUGACAUGCUCAGAUUGCUAGUUUUGUGGUUCAUGCUAAUUCUCAAGCAUGUUAUAACAGCGGCUGUUUCUUUCAAGGGUUGCUUUGUGUCAAACAUUCUCACAUAUCUCUUUCUAUAACUGUGCAGUUGAUAAGCAGUGCAGUACACCUAUGUGAAGAUAUCAGAAUAGGGAGCACGUGUCCAAGGCCCAAGUUUUUUCAGAUAAAAAUGUUCGUGUAACCAGUAUUGACCCCUUGACCCUGUAAAAGACUGGUCACAAUGUUUGUCCUUCGUAGAGGGUAGGGUUGCCUUAUAGCCAGUGGCUUACUUACCUGCUUGCUUGAUAUAGCCAAACAAAUUUGCAUGCUGAUGAAAAGUAAUGCCUGGUAGAAUUCCACAUUUGAUGGCGCACUUUUUAAUGUGCUGUGUUCUGCUCCAAACUCUUAAACUUGUUGCCCAGCCUUAAUUUUGGUUACUUUCGCGCAAGCAAGUUGCAAGUCAACUCGGCAAUAAUCUAUGAGGAACAUGUGGAGCUGUCGAGUAGUUUCGAGAUUGUAGUCGAGUUAAACUGUAACUAGGGCCUGACUUUUUAGGGUUAAACCCGUAUCCGCUCGAUAUUUACCCCCCGAACAAAAUCUGUAAAAUUCGGGUUUAACCCGAAUCUACCCGAAAACAUCUGGUUCGUGUGGCACACUCGUAAGCGUGCAUUAAAAUAAAGUUUGAUAACAUUGCUAAACAUUAGUUCCAUGAUAAGACAAAUUUUUAUUAAACAAAAAAAAAUCACCCGAAUACACCCGAAUUUCUGACGACAGAAUAUGCCGUAACGGGAUUUAACCCGAAUACACCCGAAUUUUCAAAUGAAAAAUAUCACCCGAUAUUUACCCCCAAAUUUGGCCAAAAAUAAAACCCGAAAAAGUCAGGCCCUAUCUAUGAGGAACAUGUGGAGCUGUCGAGUAGUUUCGAGAUUGUAGUCGAGUUAAACUGUAACUUGCUUGCAAAUCUAGCCGUAGCGACAUUUGGUUUUGAACUCCUUCCUCCUGUCUUACUAAAGUUUAUCUCUAUGCUAUGAGGGUGAGGAGCCAGAUGCUGAAGCAGAAACAAGAAAGAAAGAAAACGGUAGCUGAUGCAAGGCUUUGUGCUUUAGCUGUAUGUACAUAAUAUACAACAAACACACAAGAAGAUAUCUGACACUUUCACUGUUCUCAAUUGUUAUUGAUGUGCUCGGUGUACGUGUGCCUCCUUGACGAAACAAAUUCCUCAAACAGUGACUGCACACAAUGCACUAUAGACCUCUAUAGACCUCCUGUCAACAUGUGCCAAUUGUUUCCUUCUCACUGGGAUAUUAGCGAAAUGGUGGUUGAAAUUGCAAGAUAAUUUCGGGCACAAUACUAAUAUCGCGCUGUCAUCCCGGGAAAACGCCCUCUUCGAGGCAUGCUCCAAAGUAGCAGCAACACUUCAAUCCUGAAUUAGGAUGUGUUGUGUGCAUUCAUUUACGGGAAUGGUAGCGUGCUGCGUGGUUUUUGUGAGAAUUGCACUGCAGGGAUGUAGCAUCUAAUUAGACAUGCACAUUAUAAUUAGGGCUGUGCAAAUACUCAUUUUAAAACAGAGUCGUGUAACUAUGUGACAAAACCAAAUACGCAUAGUGGAGCACUAAUACAUACGAGGGGUGUUUAAAAAAAGACCGAACUUUUGCUCUGAAGCUUUUAUUCGUUGUCCUGCAUCAGCCUAGACACUGCAGCCCUCAAGGUACUCCCCUGUGCUGUCAGUGCACCGUUCCCAGCGUUUCUUCCACUGUGCUUCGCAGAAUGCACUUUCUGCUAUGGUGCGUAGAUCCCCCGUAGCAUUCUCUGGACUCUGGAGUUUCCUGUUUCGUCUGAAAGCGACGUCCUUUCAAUAUUUGUCUUCAGUUUGGGGAAGGGGGAAAAAGAUUGCUGGAGCCCAGUCAAGCACAUAGGGAGGGUGGGGUACGACUGAUACGUUCUGUUUAGCCAAAUCGAACCAAGGGAGACGAAUGUGCCGGCGCGUUGUCGUGGUGCAAGGGCCAUGUUUGUUCCUUCCAGAGCAAUGGCCUCUACCAGUGCACAUCUCGCAGACGUUUUAAUAAACUUAAUUAAUUAAUUAACGUAAUAAUUCAUUUACUAAAAAUUCUUUGUAAAGCGCCUUGGUAGCCAUUUGAGCAUGUUGUACGAAUUCCUAGUGAACAGUACUACUGCAGUUGAAGAAAGCAAUCAACAUCACCUUGACCUUCGUCUGACUCAUCCGCACUUUCUUCGACCCAGGAGACCAUUCCCCCGUCCCCUGCGAUGACUGCAGCUUAGUUUCGCCAUCAUAGCCAUAGACCCACGUCUCAUGCCACAUUGUGAUCGAUUUAAGAAAGCUCUUUGUCCGCACUCGCAUUGGCAAGCAGCUCCUGGCUGAUUUCAACACGAGAGGUCUCCUUUUGGUCACCGGUUAACAAGCGUGGGACGAAUUUUGCGCUGAUCCGUCACAUUUCAAGUCUUCAUGACAAAACUUGAUGACACGGCCUGACACUGACACCCACUUCAUCAGCGACCUCCGGCUCUGUUAACCGUCGAUUUCCGCUAAUCACGGCAUUAAUUUUCUGCACACUUUCGUCAUCCGUUGAAGUGGAUGGUCGUCCAGGCCUCGGAUUUUCAGUGACCGAUGUCCUGCCUUCCUGGAAGCGUUUAAACCAAUCGUGGCAAAUACUUAUCGAAUCUACUGAAAGGUCUCCGUGAACUUCUUGGCAAAUUUGAAACAGAAUUUCACACACACACACGCUGCUCUUCGAGCCCUCUCAUUCCUAAACAGUCAAAAAUGCGACGAAGGACUUCUGGGUGCACGUAGGGUUGUCACCAGGCCGGUAUUAUACCGGUACGGCCAGUUAUUUGCUCGCUCUGCCGGUUGCCGGUAGGAAGGUUAUACCGACAGCCUUUUGCCGGUAUUUGUGGCUCAAGACCUUUCAUAUGGGCUUUUGCGGGGUUUUCCCUUCAACAUUCCACUACAGCUCGAAUAAAUCUGGAGCAUAGACCCAACUCCGCAGUCACCAGUUCUUUCCUUAGUUAUUCAUUAUUAUUAUUAUUACACACAGGAACAUAUGUUUCCUCGUAUUAUCUUGAGCUCUCUCUCUCGUUUUCUGUGUGUGUGCUCUUCCACCCCUCACCCACUUCCCUUUCCCACGAGCCAUUCCUCCUUUCCCUCUAUUCCACCUCCUCUCCCACAGCCGGUAUUUUUCACUACGAAAGGUGGCAACCCUAGGUGCACGUGGUCCACUGACUGUAACUCGACAACAAACUGUCACAGGGAAUUCGAAUGAACAGCAGUCUAUUGCAUAGGAAGGUUGCACUGUUUCAGAAGUUCGGUCUGUUUUUUUUUUAACACUCCUCGUAGACACCGGAAGCGGUGUAGCAAGAGUGGGGGAGAGGGUCAUUGGAGGUACGCUUGGGAGAGGGGAAACAGGGGGAAGUCCCCUGUGUAAACACUGCAUAGAAACUCCCAACCUGUAAACUCCUCCCAAAGUAUUUUUUCUCGCUACACCACUGCCCUACAUUCAAAAGUCAGAUGUAGAAUUCCAUAUUUGAUUCGGAGGGAAAGAAAAAUCGAAUAUUUGCACGGCUGUAAUGUUAGCACACCGAAGGGUAGUUCAUGGGAGAGUGAGCGAAUUGAUGAUGGUAUGCGGAAGUUUUGUAGUGGCAUCCUCACUAUGAACCUAUAUCAAGGUCUAUACUACUAUAAUAAGGUGCUUUGCCUGAAUCUGAGGAGCAUUCAGAAGCACAUGGUAUUUCCCCCAUAUUGUUCAAGAGAGAAAAACUUUAUCAACUGUUGUGCUUGUUGUCACCUGAUCUCAACAUAUUCCUACAUGUACCAAACAGUGGCAUUCACAAAUGCUGUGGUAUAGUGAUCAGCGAAAGAGCAUUGCCCAUUAUUUUUAACAGGAAGCGGGAUGACUGGGCAGUCAAGGUUGCUCCAGCCCUACAGGCUGUGGUUGUUUUGAAAAAACACAAAAGCUCUCUAAUUUUUUUAAAAAUUUUGAAAAAUGUCUCCUCGUGAAAAGGAUGCUCUUACCUUGAAACCGACACAAAAGGAACGAGGUUCAUCGGUUGUUCGUGAUUUAUGAGUAAAGGAAACCCCAAUUUAUGAGGAUAAAUUUUUGCACUCCGGUGCCUCUUUAAUGAAAGCACAGAAGGCAUGUUUUUCGUAAAACUGACUCUCUACUGCAUAUCUUUGUUCCGUUGCUUCUCUCUGAAUUUCUUUUUUCAUCUUGACAUGUACAUUCCAUGUGUAUCGAUCACGAGGUCACUUCUGUGAACUCUACUAGACCUCUAUCUCUGUAGUCUGGGUCUGUAUGUUGGCUGCCCAGAAAAAAAAAAAGGUCCUUCUUGCUAUUUGCACUGUAGGUUGUUAGGACUGAUAUAUCUCUUUUUUAAUUUCUCGAACGAAAGCAAUGCUAGUUUAGAAGUAUAGGACGUGUUCUCGUUUAGCUUUCCGAGUUUUAGAGUUUGCUCGUAUACAGAAUGGUUUUUUCAUGUGGAAAGUGUUGAACGCUUUCGCCGUCUUCUGGCCAGAUAAUUUUUUUUUUUCUCUUUUGUACGGCUUUACAAUUUUGAUAACUUUAUAAGCCUUUCUAAUAAUUUAUGAUGGUCUCGAAGUGAACUUUUCUAUAAACAUUAUCAGUGUUUUGUGUGGGCAUCGAGAAGAAAAAAUGAACUUUGAAGUGCAGUCAUCUUACAAAGAAAAGUGAAAUGUCGUCGUAUGGUGCUUCUGAAGGGACUUGCUGGAUCGACACAUGAGCUUUCCGAGGAGGGAAAACGGUCUUUGAGUUCUCAAGGCCUUGUGAAAAGUAUGAGAAAGUCUAGGUAUAAUAAAAUGAAUGCAACGUUGA